Messenger RNA from Oryza sativa Japonica Group (Japanese rice), 1589 nucleotides. RefSeq lists its product as uncharacterized. The record is from RefSeq and is a predicted model, not a curated record. NCBI's taxonomy places the organism in Eukaryota, Viridiplantae, Streptophyta, Magnoliopsida, Poales, Poaceae.
UCUCUCUAAACACAUGCCAACUCGCCAGAGCAAGGCGGACAGGGGAGACGACGGCGGGCGAAGCCGGCAGGAGUGCGGAGCGGCGGCGGCCGGCGGAGCCGAGCGGGCGGCGACGCGCGAAGCCGAUAGGAGGAGGUUGAGCAGCGGCUGGAGCGGGCUACGAGCGGGGCGCAGCGGCCGGCCGGCGGAGCAGGUUGGGCAGUGGCCGGAGCGGGCUACGAGUAGGACGGCGCCUCGUCGCCGUCGUUCGCGGCCCGCACAAAGCGUUAGACGGAUAAUGUCAUCAACGACAUGGUUCUCCGAUUCGUGUCGAUGACGCGAGACCCACCGCUGAUCACCGGCGACGCCCUGGCGCUACACCCGAUCGACGUCUGCCACCGAAGCCUCCUCCAUGGGACGCCGCCACCACCUCCGCCGAGCACCGGCCGCAAGAGGCAGCGGGAGGACGAGUUCGUCCCGUCGGUGACGGAGCUGGAGCAGGCGGGCGUCCACUUCAGCCGCAGCCCAACGCGGAGCCUCCGCGACAUCAGCUUCCGGCCCGGCGACGACGUGCGGCUGCUCAGCGGCGGCGUGGUGUCAAAUGGGCUGGGCAGCGACAAGGCGGUGGCGAGGAUGUUCAACCGGCUGGCGAAAAACGCAGUGCUGGACCGGCGGAGCCCGCUGCGCGGCGUGCAGGGGCAGGUGAACGACCACCGGGAGAACGCGUGGAACGAGUGGUGGGCCACGGCCGGAGCUGAGGGCGGAGCAGCUACGGGCCGCGGGAAGCUCCUCUCCUCCAGCCGGUCAGCGCCCCGCGCCCCUCCGUCCACCUCCGCGACUUCUCCCCCGCCGGCCGGCCGCUCCGUCCCUCUGCUCCGGCCACGACGCGCCGCCGGUCCUCUUCUCUACCGGCUGCCGACCAGCCGCUCCGCCCACAAGUUGUGGGCCACAACACGCCGCCGCUCCGGCCACCGACCCGCCGCUGCCCGCCCCGCUUCGCCCCUCGCCUCCGCCCUCUGCUCUGCCGCUGCUCCGGCCGCCGCCCACCCCGCUCCGCCGGCUGGAGAGAGAGAAGUGGGAGAGAGAGAUGAGGGUAGUGAGGAUGACGUGUGGGCCCCACCACUUUUUAUUAUUUGUGUAAACCUGACAUGUGGGUCCCACGGGUUUUAUUAUUUUUUGGAUCAAAUUGCCACGUAAGCGCCACGUCAAUGCCCACGUUGGACGAAAACCUAGUCAAAGGAGCGCCACGUAGGCGCCACGUCAGCCAAAACCAGCGACUAUACCGCUGAGGGAGCUUCUUUGCACGGUUUUGUAAGUUGGUUUUGUGCUGCAGAGAUAAAAAUUAGACUGGACGAUACCUAAAGUGAACUUAUUCCUAGUGGCGGAUCUGUCAUGGAUCGAUGGGGCUUGAACACCUGUUUUUUCUUUUCUCAACUCUUCACGUAUAUACGCUGUAGUAGUAUCUGAACUUUUUUUUUUUGAGAACUUAGUAGUAUCUGAACUUACGCACAAACUCACACCACCCAUGUACACCAAGUGCAAGUUAUAUCUACGCAAACCCAGAGAUUGCACGUGGUGCUGAGAUAUAUUGAAGUCAUCAACAGGCUUCA